CACGUGGAAAACGUGGCUCGAGACGCGCCUUGCUUGGGACAGACCAUCAACAACGUCACUGCGGCCAGCAGCAAAAUAAUCAACAUCUUGCCUUCCUUGCGACGAGACCACGGCGUCAACCACUAGCCCACUCGCGACUCGACGAGCAGCCUAAGCGACCCACAGCUACGCAACUGCACAACCUAGGAGCUAGCUAGGUCGAAGGACGUCUCUUUCUGCAUCGCCGCGCUCCGCUCGAUCGAUCACGACAACGACAACAACAACAACAACCACCACCACCGGCAACCAUGUCGGCGCUUGACGGAUUCCGCGAUCCCUCGAUGCUCGUCGAGGCCGAGAGGAAUGCCGACCUCCACCUUGCCCCGAUGACUUGCGUCAUGAGGCCUGGUGGAGUGGGGAAUGAGUGGAAGGCUUUCUCGGCGAACGAGAAGCAGCUCUUCUUGCUCGUGCACCGCUGCAGCCGCCGCCGACCAAUGCGGUCGAUGCUGCCAACUGCGCUGCAGCUGGUCCAGGUCAUCCUCUACGAUGGACGAGUCAUUGUCGGAAGGCUGAAGGGCAACGACAACUUCUGCAACUUGAUUCUGUCCGACAGUGUUGAGCGCGAGUACUCGAGCGAUAAGGGUGUCGAGAUGAUCCCACUGGGUCUAUACAUGAUCAAGGGCGACAAUGUGUGA
Vanrija pseudolonga is the source of this 674-nucleotide messenger RNA. It is a transcript of the gene lsm8, whose product is annotated as U6 snRNA-associated Sm-like protein LSm8. Bases 288 to 674 code for a protein of 128 amino acids. The transcript has 4 exons. Lineage: Eukaryota; Fungi; Basidiomycota; Tremellomycetes; Trichosporonales; Trichosporonaceae. The record is from RefSeq and is a predicted model, not a curated record. Gene Ontology annotation, cellular component: U4/U6 x U5 tri-snRNP complex; U6 snRNP; precatalytic spliceosome. Gene Ontology annotation, molecular function: RNA binding. Gene Ontology annotation, biological process: mRNA splicing, via spliceosome.